AUGGUUCACAAGCUUGGGUAUGGAAACUGGGAUGAAUUGAAAACUGCAUUUAGAACAUCACCUUUGUUCAGAUUUGAUUGGUUUGUUAAGUCACAAAUCACUCAAGAGCUUGCAAGGAGAUGUGAUACUCUCAUUCGAUUGGUGGAGAGGGAAAAUCAAUGUCUCAAACUCGAACAUUCUGAUCGUGGAGUCAAUUGGGCAGCAUUCCAUCCCACUCUUCCUCUUAUUGUUUCUGGACCUAGUGAUUGCCAAGUCAAGAUCUGGCGCAUGAACGAUAUGUGUCUUUACAAGGUAGUUCAUUUGUUGGUAAGCUUUUAA
Molecule: messenger RNA, 318 nt
Organism: Lactuca saligna
Lineage: Eukaryota; Viridiplantae; Streptophyta; Magnoliopsida; Asterales; Asteraceae
Source: the annotation of a GenBank genome assembly